Lepus europaeus (European hare) is the source of this 304-nucleotide messenger RNA. RefSeq names its product cytochrome b-c1 complex subunit 10-like. Gene Ontology annotation, biological process: mitochondrial electron transport, ubiquinol to cytochrome c. The record is from RefSeq and is a predicted model, not a curated record. Bases 40 to 213 code for a protein of 57 amino acids. NCBI's taxonomy places the organism in Eukaryota, Metazoa, Chordata, Mammalia, Lagomorpha, Leporidae. Gene Ontology annotation, cellular component: mitochondrial inner membrane. The transcript has a single exon.
CCGGCCAGACGGGGUGACCCUGAGGGUGCGGAGUGAGCCAUGAUGCUGACCAGGUUCCUGGGCCCGCGUUACCGGGAGCUGGCCAAGAACUGGGUCCCCACGGCCAGCAGGUGGGGCUCCGUGGGCUCCGUGGGGCUGGUCUGGGCCACUGACUGGCGGCUGAUUCUGGACUGGGUGCCCUACAUCAACGGUAAGUUCAAGGACAACGAAUGAAGCCCGCCCUCCACAGACCCCCACUGGUGUGUGCCGGCGCCCGUCGUGUCCAGGAAGAGCCUCGGCCCCGGGGACGCUGCAGGAAGACGCG